Messenger RNA from Drosophila bipectinata, 1596 nucleotides. Its product is annotated as UDP-glycosyltransferase UGT5-like. The record is from RefSeq and is a predicted model, not a curated record. Gene Ontology annotation, molecular function: UDP-glycosyltransferase activity. NCBI's taxonomy places the organism in Eukaryota, Metazoa, Arthropoda, Insecta, Diptera, Drosophilidae.
GAUCAGAUGGCUGUGUUUCGUUUCUCGGCCUGGUUUUUGGCUCUAAUCGCCACCGUCAAUGGAGCUAAUAUUCUCGGAUUGUUCACUGGUCUGAGUCCAUCCCAUUUAAUAAUCCAACUGUCGAUGGCUCGGAUCUUAGCAGAGCGAGGACAUAAUAUGACAGUAGUGACCGUUCUGGAGCCGCCUUUCAGACACAAGGAAAUCAACUACGUCCUGGUUCCACUCGGAAAGGAAGAACUUCAGGGGUUCAGCGCACUUAUUGGAGAGAUUGCCAAGAAGGACAACAGCAACGUCGUUGGAUUUUUAAGUGGAAUUUUCAGUGCAUCCACCCAACUUUCCUCUAAGCUGAGUAGCGUCGUCAAGCAUCCUCUGUAUAAGGACUUGUAUGAGAACCAGAGUAACAAAUUCGAUCUGGUUAUUUUAGGAUACUUUAUAAACAGCUUUCAAAUGGCAUUGGCCCAUAAGCUGAAGGUGCCCCAAGUAUUGGCCAUAUCCAACCCACCCAGCUAUAUUAGUCACAAGCUCGGAAACCCCGCGGAGGUAUCCUAUGUGCCAUGCACCUACAUGGUUGAUGUGGAUGGGAUUAGAAGCCGUUUUCUAAACCUAUUUUAUUUCUUGGCAGAGAAGAUAUUUUGGUAUUCAUUGGAAUAUUGGAACGAAAUAAUCUACAGGCAGACAUACGGUGAUGACCCUGAUCUUCCGAGAUACGGCGACUUGGAUAAAAACAUUUCCCUUAUCUUCUUUGCAUCCCAUGGAGUAAGUGAGCGACCUAUCCGCCCCAACCUCCCCACUGUCAUUGAAAUCGGUGGGAUCCAGAUUAAGGAGACCCCUGAUCCACUGCCUCAGAACUUGGAACACUUUCUCAAGAACGCCACGGAUGGAGCCAUUCUGCUCAGCCUGGGCACCAACAUUAAGCGCUCACAUUUGAACCAAGAAACAGUGCAGGCCAUGUUCAAUGUCCUCUCUCAACUGAAGCAAAAGGUGAUUUGGAAGUGGGAUGACCUCGACAACUUGCCGGGCGAGUCGGAAAACAUUCUCUACGCCCACUGGCUCCCCCAAGGCGACAUCCUGGCUCAGCCUAAAAUCAAGUUGUUCAUCACCCACGCGGGGAAAGGAGGAAUUACGGAGGCUCAGUAUCACGGAAAACCCAUGCUGGCACUUCCAGUGUUUUUUGACCAGCCUCAGAAUGCAAAAGCCAUGGAGCAGAAGGGCUUCGGGAUAACUCAGAGCCUACUCACCCUAGACGAGCACUCCUUCGCCGAGGGCAUUCGUGAAGUCUUGGACAAUCCGAAGUAUGCCCAGGCCGUAAAGUCAUUUUCCAGUAUCUACCGCGAUCGACCACUGAGCGCACCGGACACUCUGAUAUACUGGGUGGACUACGUGAUACGACACCGUGGAGCUAAGCACUUGCAGUCUCCGGUGGUCCAUAUGAGCCUUAUAGCUGUCCACAAUUUGGAUGUGUAUGCCAUAAUUUUAGGGAUUAAUUUUGUGAUCUGGAUUAUAUUCAAAAUUGUGGUCAGUGGUAUAAUCCGUAAACUCAGAAGCAAGUCAAUGAAACCGAUGAAAUCAAAAAAGCCUAAAAUAAAAACCAAUUAG